Molecule: messenger RNA, 1236 nt
Organism: Onychomys torridus (southern grasshopper mouse)
Lineage: Eukaryota; Metazoa; Chordata; Mammalia; Rodentia; Cricetidae
Gene: Cdc23
Product: cell division cycle 23
Exons: 8
Coding region: 1-801 (266 amino acids)
Biological process (GO): cell division
Molecular function (GO): protein binding
Source: RefSeq, a predicted model, not a curated record
AUGACUCAUGGUAAGACAGGCAAUUAUUAUAGCUUACGUUCCCAACAUGAGAAAGCAGCCUUAUAUUUCCAGAGAGCCCUAAAGUUGAAUCCUAGGUAUCUCGGGGCCUGGACUUUGAUGGGGCAUGAGUACAUGGAAAUGAAAAACACAUCUGCUGCUAUCCAAGCUUACCGACAUGCCAUUGAGGUCAACAAGAGAGAUUACAGAGCUUGGUAUGGCCUUGGGCAGACCUAUGAGAUCCUUAAGAUGCCGUUUUAUUGCCUUUAUUAUUAUAGGCGGGCCCACCAGCUGCGUCCCAAUGAUUCUCGUAUGCUGGUUGCCUUAGGAGAAUGUUAUGAGAAACUCAAUCAACUAGUGGAAGCCAAAAAGUGUUAUUGGAGAGCAUAUGCUGUGGGAGAUGUGGAGAAAAUGGCUCUCGUGAAGCUGGCAAAGCUUCAUGAACAGUUGACGGAGUCAGAGCAGGCUGCCCAGUGUUACAUCAAAUACAUCCAGGAUAUCUAUUCCUGUGGGGAAGUAGUGGAGCACUUGGAGGAGAGCACAGCCUUCCGCUAUCUGGCCCAGUACUAUUUCAAGUGUAAGCUGUGGGAUGAAGCUUCAACUUGUGCUCAGAAGUGUUGUGCAUUCAACGAUACCCGGGAAGAAGGUAAGGCUUUGCUCCGCCAGAUCCUCCAGCUGCGAAACCAAGGAGAGACGGCCAGCACUGACACGCCUGGUACCUUUUUCCUCCCUGCCUCACUGUCUGCAAACAACACUCCCACACGCAGAGUUUCUCCACUCAACCUGUCUUCAGUCACUCCAUAGUGGACAGCUCUCAAGUCAGCUAGACCAGUAUUAAGCCUUACCUCCAGUAAAGAAUGGCCACAUCUGUUCUCCCAAGGACCUAAGCUCUUCUCAUUUUUACAGAUAGAAACAGCCUUGGGGACAGCCUAUGGAACCACCUUCAGAGGCAGACAGAAAUAUGGCGGGGACAGGUCCUCUGCCAGCCAGCACUUCUCCCUUCUAUUCAGAGUAGCAGGUCUUGGCCUUCCCAGUCUCCCCACCUCCAAAAAUCCCUUUUACAGCACUUUACCAUAAGUGAUGCUAUAGAAACAAGGUUUAAUGCUGCUGGGAGUGGGAUAGGCAAGGAAGGGAGUAUCCUGCUUGUCUUCUGCCAGUAGGAAGGUCAGGUGUCGAACAGUAAUGACCUCUUUGUUUUUUAAAGACAGGGUUUCUCUGUGUAGCCUAGGCUGGGGUCUU